AUGGAGAAUUUUUUGUUGGUGUCUUUGUUAUUUUUGGCAAUAACAAUAAUAUUGCCUUCAACUCAUGGGCUUGAUCAAAGUCCUAAAGGAGUGGAUAAAUGGUUCAAGAAGCUUCCUCAUGCAAAAGUAAAACUGACCAAACUUCACUUCUACUUUCAUGAUACUGUGACUGCAAAGAAUCCAUCAGCAAUCCAAAUAGCACAAGCCAAUAAUACAUUUCAAUCACCAACAUUGUUUGGCUUAGUAAGGAUGAUGGACAAUCCGUUGACGGUUAAGCCCGAGCCCAACUCAAAAGAAAUAGGCCGAGCCCAAGGGAUCUAUGGCUUCGCAUCGUUUGAAGAUAUAGGCCUUCUUAUGACUCUCAACCUUGUGUUCACCGAUGUUAAGUACAAUGGUAGCACACUUAGUAUCCUUGGGCACAACCAGAUAUUUCAUGAGUAUCGAGAAAUGCCAAUCGUUGGUGGUUCUGGUGUUUUCCGGCAAGCACAAGGUAUCGCUACCGCGAAAACAUACAGCGGUGAUAAUACCACACAAAAUGCAAUAGUUGAAUACCAUGUUGUGCUUUUGCAUUAUUGAAGUCUGUUGGCUUGUUUUGUUUGUUCAUGAUGUAUUCUUGAUUGCUUUGCUUAUUUUUGUUUGUUUUGGUUGUGCAUUAUGGAAGUCUGCUAUGUCGUGAUGCUAAUAAAGUUAAUGUGUUUAAUAAAGA
Molecule: messenger RNA, 706 nt
Organism: Solanum stenotomum
Lineage: Eukaryota; Viridiplantae; Streptophyta; Magnoliopsida; Solanales; Solanaceae
Product: dirigent protein 19-like
Exons: 1
Coding region: 1-576 (191 amino acids)
Source: RefSeq, a predicted model, not a curated record